This is a messenger RNA of Symbiodinium sp. CCMP2456, 4902 nucleotides long. The record is from the annotation of a GenBank genome assembly. Lineage: Eukaryota; Dinophyceae; Suessiales; Symbiodiniaceae.
AUGUUGCUGCUGCAUGCUGGUGCCUCCAGGGACAAGUUGCCCAUGGCAACCUACAAGCAGAUCCUGGAUGUGCUCGGCCGUGACUUCCGAGAGCAGUUUCUGCAAGGCUCCAAGAUCGAGGCUGCCGCGUACUUCCGGUUCCGAGAUAUGGGCUUUUCACUUGAGGACUGGGCAGAGCUUUCUGCAGAUCAGCGGAAGCAGCUGGUUCCCGAGGAUCCCGGGGCAUACCUGGCAGACCACGCAGAGUGGCAGGUUCUGGUUGUUGCCAUGGAGUGGGACCUUGAUGAACCUGCCGAGCCGCUUACCGAUCGCAUCGCUGCGAUGGAUGAUGAGAUGAAGGCCUUGCUGCUGCUCCUUUGCCGUGUGAUGCCAGAGAUGUUCGAAGGGCUGCGUCUGGAUCUGAAAGCACUGAAGACGGAGCAGGGUCAAGCAGAGCCAGCCAAGCGGGAAAUCAAAGAGGAGGCUCCGGCUCCCUCAUCGCACUUCGGCCCCCUGGUGCUUGCUUCGAGUGCCGCGAAGCGCCUAGCCAAUGCGCCGCCAGCGAGCGAUGCUGGGGAGGAGGAUGAAGGCAGCCCUGCGGUCGCACGGUCCAGGCGGAAGCGUGCCAAGAAGGUUGACCAUGCGUCCUCUGGGUUGAGCAUGCUGACCCAGGCUGGCCUGACAUACAACAAGGACUUCCAGGUGCAGCAUGCUCGGCUGAAGCUUCCGAUAGCUCAGGGCCACUGGAAAAAGUUCUGCCAGCAGGUCGCAAAGAACGGCAUCUUGACAUGUGCUGCCUGUGUGUUACUACGCGACCGAGUUCAAGAGCAAGGCCAGGGUACUUCGGUUCUACUUGAUGAUGAUCACGAUGACGAGAUGCUGGUUCAUGCCGAGCCGGUGGAGCAGCCUCAGCAAGCUCAGGUGGUCAAGGAUAAGCGUGGCCGUCCCAGUUCCAAGUCCGAUGCACCCUCGAAGCCUCGCCUGCACGACUCUAUCCUCAAGCACCGUCCAGGGAUUUACGAGCUGAAGGUGGGCGCACGAUACAGCUGCUUGGCUUGUGGCUGUGAGGUCAACUUGCAGCGAGCAAGUACCUCGGGGUGGGACUUCUUGGUCAAGCACGAGAGCUCUGCCAAACACAUCAGCGGCCUCCAACGCAUGGGUGCUGUCCGCGAUGCCGAGGAGGAUGAGGAAGAGCUGCAGCCGCUGCAGGACACAGGCUGUCCCGGGCAUUUGCUGGGAGCAGCGGGCUGCAUGCUCGAGCCUAUGGAGGCCAGCAUCCGUGCUUGGAUAUCGUCGGGGAUGCUGCAGAUCAAGGGUGGGAACCUAAGCAAGCUGGUGGUGCAACCGAUGGAGGAGAGAUUCUUGAUCCGCCACGUGCAUUGCUCUGGCAAAUCCAGCUCUUCGCUUUGUGUUUCCUGCCAGCUCCUGCCCAAGAGAAAGCCGUUUCUUGAGGACAUCGCCCAUUGGGCCCUGAGGCUGGAUCAGGCGAGCCUGGCAUAUCGCUCAGUCUACAGGCCUGACGAAGUGCAACAGCUGCUAUCCGAUAUGAAGGGGAAGGACUACUACAAGUACUGCAAGCAGGAAGUCGAGAACUGCCAGCUAGCCUUCACCAACGGCGGGUGCGAUGCUUUGAUGCAUCUGUGUUGUCGCGCUUUCUACUGCAUCAACCACCGUAUCCGGACCCCGCAGCUGGAAAGCUUCAUCGCCUCGCAUCUAAGCGGUCUGUCGAUGCCGGCAGACUCUGAGACUGCAGCCUACAAGCAGCUAUGUCAGUGCCUUGACAAGCAGCUGGCGGCGGGGCAGAUGCAGGAAGAGGACUUGAAAUUGGCUGCAUUUGUCGGCAGUGGUGGCCUCAGCAAACACAAGGCUGUGUCGGCGCUUUUCCGCACUUUCGUGGAGGCCGAAGGCAAGAUAGCAAGGGGUGUGACACAGAGGCGAGGCUCGGCCAGGCUUUUCGAUGACGGGACCCGAUUGGAAGUCAUGCACAUGCUCGGCCGUACUUCUGCCAGCAAGGACGUCCUCAAGGCCUUCCACGUGAACCCCAAGAAGGCCGUCGGCCCUAUCGACCUGCAGGCGGAGUACCUCCCUUCCUUCUUCGUGAGUCACGUGGACGCGGCCAAGCAGCAGGAGAGUGCCUCCUUGAUCGCCGGCAUGCUGGGUGCCAAGCAGGGCCGCUCCCUUGUGCUCUCCAUAGAUGAGACCUGCUGGAAAGCCUCGUACGAGGCAGUGUCACGCCUGCGAGGCUCUGGAAUAUCCAUCAUCGGCGGCGGAUGGUCCAAAAGCAAGGACAUGGCGGUGCUGACCCGCGACGAUCCGCGGCCAGAGUCUUGUCUGGCCAAGAUGACGAUCAGUGUGCUGGUCACGAGGGCCGACUCCAACAAGCUCGCCAUGGACAUUGACAUGACCCCGGUCUUCCAAGGGAAGGAUCAAGGCAAGGGGGACAUGUUCUUGGAGAUCGUUGGGCAGGCCAUGAUGUCAUUGACCCGGGCAUGUUCCAACGUGCCGCCGUUGUCGGUGUCCUACGACAACGGCUCCUCGAAUGCCCUCCUGAACAACUGCCUGCUGGGUUUGCUUCAGCCUUCGGAUCUCGUCGGGGUAUGCUUCUUCUCAGGGUGCACCGUCACCAAGAUUGGGAAGAUUCCUCUCUUCCCAUUCGGCUACCUAACAUGGUCCUCGACAAAACGUCCGAAGCCGGGUGAUGAGCCCAAGUCCUUCGCCGUGACAGGAUUUCGGGAUGUUUAUCAUUGUCUCAAAAACUUUACAUUACAGCAUCUGAGCGCCUUACGGACGGUGUACCACGGGUCCUUUCCCGUGGAUUACCUCCCCAUGCUAUGGGGGGGACUGAGCUCCUCUGCUUUCUCCGCCAAAGACCCUCAAAGUGACAGAUGUUCUUUUAUGCGCAUGAGCCCGAUCUUGAUCAAGGACUGCGGAUGGGAGGCCGAUGGGGUCCGGUGCAUGAUCUUCCUGGGAGCCAUCAUGAGCUCAGCCAUUUUGGCCGGCCAAUCCCCAGCGGUGUCCUUUGCAAACGCUUGCUGCGCAUAUUGUUUACUCUGCCUCCAUGCCAGCGAGAACGCAAGGAGAUUUGGCAGCCGGCACCAGGAGUUCAGCCUCCCACACCAGACCUUGCGACACCUCCUUCAAAUGCUCGCUCACACAAUGCUAGCCUGCCUCACCCACCAAAGUGGCACAGCGUGGGACCUCAAGUGCCGGCAGGAGCGGGUGUGUGAAAGUCAUUUCGCACGUAUCAAGCGCCCAUUCCAGGGCGUACCUGCCAUUCGCGAUGCCCUCUAUGGAAGUUUCCUGGAGCAUUUGAAGGUGUACCAAAGCUCCAUGAGUGCCACAUGGGCCACCCCAAAGCCAGUGAAGGGCAUCAGCAUGGACGAAGCUGCGGAUCUGGCGCAACGUGCGAUGCAGGAUGCGGUGUUUUGGAUGAGCUACCUGAGCAAAUCCAGAGCUGCGAAGGUCGUGCGGGCCGACCUAAACCACUGGUGGGAAACACGGGGCAGGCAGCUGGUCGCCGGCAACGCCUCGGAGCCGGAGGCUGACGACGACGAAGGUUUCCUCGACAACUGGGCUGAGCAGCUGGAGGCGGAGGCGGAGGAGGAGGUUGACCAGCAGGAAGCAGAUGCAGCCGAUCUUCUGCAGGCCUGCGAUGCUCACAUGGACGUGAAAGAAAAGAUCGGCGAGCUGCAGUCAGAGAUCGCCGCUGCAGCUGAGGGUGGAAAACCGUGCGAGGGCGAGAGCCUGGUGGUCUCCACGGCGGACACCGUCUCCUUCGAGGACUUGUGCGUGGCCGACCUCUUCAUGAAGAUCCGGGGUCUCCCAGCCUUGCAAGCGGAGCUGUGUGAGGACAACCUCGUGGCCAACCUUCAACAGCGGAUGGAGGAAGCUCGUCCCUUGCUGGACUCUUGGUGCAAGCGAGUCCGUCUUCAGGAGAAGGAGCUCAGCCCGGCUACAGUUGAGCAACGAGUCGUUCGUGGAGACAACGAGUGGAACCGCGUGCAGCACGAGCUUGCCUUAGCCAGGCAGGCGUCCCUGCUGUCCAGUGGCCAGCGAACGAGCCGCCUCGCAGUGUGGGCUGAGAAGCAGGAGGUCAUCGCGAACAAGCUCGAUGGAGAACAGCGCACGGGAGUGGCGCCGGUUCGGUACUUGGGGGCCCAGGACGGCAAGCGACAGGUGGUGCUCUACUUGCACGACGGGGCCCUGCAUCAUGGGCUUCUGCUGACAGUGUGGCGAGGUGCUGUCUUGAAGGAUGGCACACGGCGGCUCCGAACCCGUCGCCCGGCGGCGGCACUGCUGCCUCUGGCGCACUGCGGCCAAGUGCGGCUGCUGCAGCUAGUGCAGGCGACGCCCAGCUCAUGGGUGGCGACCUGUCUCUGCCCCUGCGACAUCGUGGAUCCGCUGAACAUCGUGGCAAUGUUCAACCCUGACGAGGUCGCCGAGGGCCCCAACCGAUGCAUUCUUCGAUACUCCGACGAGUCCAUGAAGAGCUUGAAGAAGUUCGUGGCCGAGGAGAGUUGGAAAAAGGGCGUGGAGUCGACGAGCCAGAUGGCUCCCUUGCCGGCCGCGGCGGUCGAGGGAUGGAACCAUCGCCAGUUUACGCCCGCUUUGGCAGUGAAGAAUGUCAACUUGUUCUUGACGAGGCUUCCGCUGAUGUACAGUCAGGCGUCGACGCCCCUGGUCGAUCAAGACGGCUUGUUCGCCAUCGGUGCAAAGCGAAAGAUCAAGUGGACAGAGGUGGUAUGCCGAGCGAUUAUGUAUUUCGACACAAAGCUCACAGGGCAGAGCCCAUCCGUGUACAGCCUGAGCGUUUUUUCUGCCUUGGCAGAGCUGCACCCAAGCAGACCAAAUGGGUUGACUUCUGUGAAGAAGUUUGUACAGAAUGUCGACACGAUAGCUGCGCCCUGGAUCCCCCUCUCGUGA